Messenger RNA from Aspergillus mulundensis, 918 nucleotides. RefSeq names its product HPP family protein. NCBI's taxonomy places the organism in Eukaryota, Fungi, Ascomycota, Eurotiomycetes, Eurotiales, Aspergillaceae. The transcript has 2 exons. Bases 1 to 918 code for a protein of 305 amino acids. The record is from RefSeq and is a predicted model, not a curated record.
AUGACAGGGAAUUUGAACCGGGACCGCGGCCCGGCGCGCGAGCAUUCCUCACAGCACUCACGCAUUGACUUUGCCCGCUGGCAUUUGGACAUUGAUGCCGUGCUGAACCGCUUCAUUCCAGCGCCGCCAUGGCACUUACUACCUCGACCUGUUUCGCAUUUCUUCGGAUACAGAGGAGACAAACCUCAAAAGGCACUGGGCAAUGUGGUCAUCGCAUUCUGGUCCCUAAUCGGUGUCUUCGGCGGCGUGCUUCUCAUCUCCGAGGUUUCAAUGCGUGUACCCGCUUUCCAGAACCACCAUGCGCCUAUCAUCGUGGGCAGUUUCGGUGCCGCAGCCGUGCUGGAAUUCGCGGCCAUCGAAUCCCCCUUCGCCCAGCCGCGAAACGCACUGUUCAGCCAGGUCAUCGCAAGCAUAAUCGGCAUUGCUAUCGCCAAGCUCUUUGCCCUGAAUCCCAGCGCGGAAUCUAAGCCUGAGCUCGCGGGGGCUCUUGCCUGCGCCAUCACCACCAUGGCCAUGGUCCUUACCAACACGGUCCAUCCGCCCGCGGGAGCAACCGCUCUGCUCGGCGCUACUGAACUUGCCCCUGUUGGCUGGUGGCUUAUCCCAGUCCUGCUGUUGGGUUGUUCGCUUAUGUUGUCGGCCGCCUUGGUACUCAAUAACAUCCAGCGCCGGUUUCCCGUGUACUGGUGGACGCCUCAUCCUUUGGGCAAGAAAGCGAGGCAGGAGCAGGCGCAGGAUGUUGAGAAGGCGCCGAAGAUCAAGCAGGGGAGUGAUUCGUCAUCGUCGGAUUUUGAGUACUCAGAGCCCAUGCAGGUUGUUAUUCGGCCUGGGAAAGUCGAGUGGUCGGAUAAUCUGUGGUUGGAUGCGGAUGAGAAGGAAGUGCUCGAAAGGAUUAGUGAGCGGAUGAGGCAUGGUUAA